Molecule: messenger RNA, 1722 nt
Organism: Endocarpon pusillum Z07020
Lineage: Eukaryota; Fungi; Ascomycota; Eurotiomycetes; Verrucariales; Verrucariaceae
Exons: 2
Coding region: 1-1722 (573 amino acids)
Source: RefSeq, a predicted model, not a curated record
AUGUCUGCCCCCGACAGAUCGGUGGCUUUCAGCCCACAGUGGCUAAGAGACGAGGCGAAUCGGCUUGCGCAGAGUGCCUCGCCCAAUCAGCAAGAUUUGACAAUAAAGUUGAUGACCCCGUUGAUGAGUGAUAGCGAACGCAAUAAUUCACCUUCGCCGCCCAGCAAGGGCCUAACUGGACCUCUGGAUCCUCUAUUCGACAAUAUGGCAUACUUGAAUGAUUCGGACCAAAAUGACCGUCCAAAAACGCCACAGAAGCCUCAAUCUGGGAAGAAUUCUGCCUUCGCUACGCCAACUCGUCGCCAUCGAACCGCAAAUACUAUUUCACCUUUGCCUCACGCUUCUGGUCAUCGCUCUACCCCUUCAUCGACCAGACCUCGCCUUUCGGCACAGCAAGAAGCAGCGUUAUCCUCUCCAGAAGCUUCUCAGCAAGGACGGCUGACCUUAGACCAUGGCGAACCUCUACCACCAUUCCGAGUAUCUCACACUGCUUCCCCACGAACUGCUAGUAAAAAGAAAUCGCCCAUACCAUAUGUACCCACAUCGAAGACGGACCGAUCUUCAUUCUUACAACGAAGGCGUAGCCCGUCACCCCUGCUAAGUGAUUACUCUCAGUCACCCGAAGUACGUUCUGCAGGCAUUGCUACUCACCUAGAAGAGGAGGAUGUGUACAAUGAGAAUGAUGAAGAGAUACAUGGUCUGAGUGAAGCCAAGGCAGUCUACUUGGACCGAAAGCUACCGGAUUUUGUGGUACGAAAGCCGAGCGACAGCUUAAAGCGGAAGGUUCUGUUUAGACCACGUAGAAAGCAGCACGGUGACUCCUUAGUCAGCGGUGAGCUGUCGUUCGAAUACUGGGACGAAGAACAGAAACAGGGAUUCUGGACUUUGAUUGAUGACGAGGGCUUUAAGUGGAUCGUCAAAUACUUCUUUGAUUGUCAAGCAUACCGAGCCUGGAUGGGUGUGGACUCUGGCUAUGACAAGAACGGACUUGCAUUCACCAUCAGACGUAAGCAGGGCUUCCAGAAGCUUCCAAGUCAGAGCACUGUGGUUGGAGACAGUGAGGAGUCAGAGAAUGAGACAGCUGACACCGGAAGAACAUUUCGCAAGCGGAAUAUCGAUCAAGUCCGACCAUACUCUACAGAACUGAUGAAUUACAAGCGGAGCAAGGAUGGGAAGAAAACGAAAAACUUCAAGAGGGAGUAUACAUAUGAUGCUGAAUCUUCUGCAGAAAAGCCUUCGACAAAAGCACCACCUCACCGGAGCAACAAAAACGCAUCUAGAACACCACCAGCAUCUCGCCACACUUCUACACACAGCAAAGCCCCAUCUAGUUCCCGACUUUCUGGGGAUAGCAUUGAAAGGAAAAUUUCCCAUCCAUCUACACGAGAGUCUGUGUCAGAUGAAAAGAUACAGGCCAAUACUACGUUGUAUAUCUUCACCAAUGACGAUGACCCCCCUGCUACAGUUUAUCUCAAGUCAUGCAGCAACGUGGAAUCGUUCUUCUCAAUCAUGCCGCUGGUUGCAGGUGUAGAUGAGCAUGAUAUCCGUCAGAUCACAGUCCGAUUUGAUUGGUUACCAGAGUCGACGCCCAACACCAUCAGGAUGAUACCUGCGCUCUCUGACAGCUACGACAAAAUGAUGGAGGAGAUUCGGGAGGCGCCAGGGUGGAUGGAAGGAGGUGAUGGAAAAGCCAGUGUCAUUGUGAAUGUGGUGCUCAAGUGA